CUCAAUUUGAAACCAUUGUUUAUAUCUCAAUUGUAAAGUUUAUUCUUGACUUUGUCUUUUUUUUAUGAUAAAAGUGAAUUUAUUUUAAAACGUAAUUUUGACUCGCUUUCGAGAUGAACGCAAAUGUUGGUUUUAUAGAAAAAUUGCGAUGGCGUUUAAAAACAUUUGAGUAUAAAGUCUCACAAUAUCGCCAUACAACUAACGAAACAGAAGUUGCUGACACCGAAUAUGGAAAAAUCAGGGGUAUUAAGCGUACAACAAUCUACGAUGAACCCUACUACUGCUUUGAGGGCAUACCGUAUGCACAACCACCAUUGGGUGAGCUCAGAUUCAAAGCACCACAACGUCCAACACCUUGGACUGAUAUUAAAGAUUGCACAAACACCAAAAACAAACCAGUUCAAAUUAACUUUGUAUACAACAAAAUUGAGGGUUCGGAAGAUUGUUUAUAUCUCAAUGUUUAUACCAACAAUUUAAGUCCUGAAAAACCACGCCCUGUGAUGGUUUGGAUACAUGGUGGUGGUUUUCAAAUGGGUGAAGCACAUCGUGAUUAUUAUGGACCAGAUUACUUUAUGAAAAAAGACGUUGUUUUAAUAACUAUACAAUACCGUUUAGGAGUUUUUGGUUUCCUUAGUCUGAGUGCUAUCAAUUUAAACGUCCCAGGUAAUGCUGGUUUGAAGGAUCAAGUAUUAGCGCUUAAAUGGGUAAAAAAUAAUUGUGCUCGCUUUGGUGGUGAUCCAGAUUGUAUAACAGUUUUUGGACAAAGUGCCGGUGGUGCCUCUACACAUUUUAUGGCAAUUACUGAGCAAGCACAAGGCUUAUUCCAUCGCGCAAUUUUAAUGUCUGGUAAUGCCACUUGUUGUUGGGCUGUAGAUGAUCGUAGAAGACAUGCCUACACACUUGCAAAACUGGCAGGAUAUACUGGUGAAAAUAAUGAAAAAGAUAUUUUGCAAUUUUUGUUAAAUGCCAAAGCCAAGGAUUUAAAAAGACUUGAAGAAAAGGUGCUCUCUUCUGAAGAUCGACAACAUAGAGUGAUGUUUGCUUUUGCACCCACAAUAGAGCCAUACAGAAGCGCUGAUUGCGUUAUACCUAAUGAUCCUAAAGAUAUGAUAAAAACAGCUUGGGGGAACUCAAUACCAAUUAUGCUAGGCUGUACUUCACAGGAAGGUCUAUUGUGGUUGCCAGAAACCAAAGCCUUUCCAAAUGUUAUUAAGGAUUUAGAGACUUGUGUUGAUUUUGUGCCACGAGAGUUAGCUGAUCCAGAACGCAGCAGUGAUGACACCAAAGAAAAGGGUCUCAUUCUUAAAAAAGCACAUGUGACUGCGGAAUCGCCAACUGCCGAGAACUAUUUUGAUGUUUGUGCACAUAAAUAUUUCUGGUUCCCAUUGCAUCGUAUAGUGCAGUCAUAUUUCGCACAUGCCGCUGCAACACCGGUGUUUCUUUAUCGGUUUGAUUUUGAUGCUGAUGAGAUUAUAAACCCCUAUCGUAUAAUGCGUGAUGGUCGUGGUGUUAAGGGUGUUUCCCACGCAGAUGAGUUAACUUAUCUCUUUUUCAAUAUGCUUCACCAUCGCUUGCCCAAAGACAGUUCAUCCUAUCGCACUAUCGAACAAACUGUUGGUAUUUGGACACAAUUUGCUGCCACCGGUAAUCCUAAUAAUAAAGAUAUACCCGGAAUGGAAGCAGUGACUUGGGAACCUUUAAAGAUCGGUGAGGAGGUUUACAAAUGUCUUAAUAUAAGUGAUGAAUUGAAGAUGAUUGAUUUGCCCGAAAUGGAGAAAAUGAAAAUUUGGGAAAGCCUUUAUGAUAAGCAAAAGGAAUUAUUCUAUUAAUUAAUUCUUUAUCAUUUAUGUAAAUUUAUUAUUACAAAAACCGAAUUUAUUACAAUUUGACUGUUAAUCGCUUACUUUAAUUGCUGCGCAUAUAUUUCUACUUAUUUAUAUCAAAUACAUAUUUUAAU
Molecule: messenger RNA, 1957 nt
Organism: Teleopsis dalmanni
Lineage: Eukaryota; Metazoa; Arthropoda; Insecta; Diptera; Diopsidae
Product: esterase B1-like
Exons: 6
Coding region: 114-1829 (571 amino acids)
Source: RefSeq, a predicted model, not a curated record